This is a messenger RNA of Torulaspora delbrueckii, 924 nucleotides long. It is a transcript of the gene IPK1, whose product is annotated as inositol pentakisphosphate 2-kinase. Gene Ontology annotation, molecular function: inositol-1,3,4,5,6-pentakisphosphate 2-kinase activity; ATP binding. Gene Ontology annotation, biological process: inositol phosphate biosynthetic process. The record is from RefSeq and is a predicted model, not a curated record. NCBI's taxonomy places the organism in Eukaryota, Fungi, Ascomycota, Saccharomycetes, Saccharomycetales, Saccharomycetaceae. The coding region runs from base 1 to 924 and encodes 307 amino acids. Gene Ontology annotation, cellular component: nucleus. The transcript has a single exon.
AUGUGGAAAUUUUUUCCAAAUAGUGUGUAUAGAAUAAAAAGCAGCCUAACUGCGAUAAAUAACAGCCAACUACUCAGUCCACACUGCUUCAUGAAAGUAGUUGCCAAGGGAAAUGCUAAUAUUGUUAUAGAUUAUGGCAAUCCCAAUUGGUUGUACCGGUGCUGUGUGCGUUACGAGAAUUCGCUGAAGUGCAAUAAUGAUUAUAGCUUGGAAAAUUAUCAGUACAUCAAGAGCACGGUGGAGCCUUUACUCAAGGGGACGUUGUGUGAUAUGGAGUUGAAAACCAUAAGCCUAGAACUCUUGAAGCCUGUUAUCAGCGAAUAUAUUGCCCAGAUGGACGAUACAAAAGUUCUGGUCAUCAAAAUGCCCAAUCUUAAAUCUAAAGAUCUUGAUAAGCAGAUCUAUGCCGAUCAUUAUACAAAAAUCUACGCUUCAAAUGACUCAAGAUGUGUUUUAUGGGAAUUCAAACCCAAAUGGCUUCAUAGUGUCACAGAUUAUUGUCGAAAUUGUACUCAUAGUACCAUGAAGGGACGUGAAAUGCGCUAUUGCUAUGCUUUGCUCCAUCGGGAUCACCAACAUCUUGACAAAGUACUGGCAGCUGUAACUUCAAUCCCAUUACAGUGUGGAAAGGAACUGUUUCGUUACUUUCGUGAUGAUAAAAACGUUCUGGCAACCCUCUAUGAAGCUCAGAUGAAUCUCAGCCAUCGAAAACUGGAAGAGAUUGAAUCUGUUACCGAUGUGGAUGAGGAAUUACUGCUAGCGAUGACAUUGAAAGACGUAACAUGCUUCAUAGAGUGGCGGUCUGACACAGAUCGUUUGCGUGUAAAUGUGGUGGACGCUGACUUGAAGCCAAAAGAGAAAUUCCAGCACUGGUUGAAGACGCACCAUCAACUAGAGGCACAAGAAAUUAAGCACUAUCAUUAG